CUAUGGCUACUGCCUCUUUUUUCCUUGUUGUAAGCUGCUUCUCAUCAAGCAUCUUCAUUCCUCCAUCCACAGCUCACAAUGACAUUAACAGCACUACAAGUGAUGGUUUUGUCGUCGAUCUGAUCCACCAUGACUCACCUUCUUCCCCUUUCUAUGACCACAACAUGACUAGCACUGAUCGCUCCAUAUGGGCAGCUGACCGCUCUAUUGCUCGCCUCAAUUACCUGCUCUCAGUCACCUCAUCCUCAUCCUCGCUAGGUGAUAUCUCAUCCAAAUUAGUUCCUGAGUACUAUGAAUACAUAAUGAUGUACCAUCUGGGUGUCCCCUCUACUCUAGUAUAUGGCAUUGCAGAUACUGGAAGUGAACUCAUAUGGCUCCAAUGCCUUCCAUGCACACAUUGUUACAACCAAACACCGCCUAUUUUUGACCCAGCUGAGUCUUACACUUAUGAAACAGUAUCAAGUGAUUCCCCAAUUUGCAAUGCUGUCAGGAGAAUUUCCUGCAGGGAAGGUGACAAAAGUUGUUGCUAUCAGCACACCUAUGGUGAUGGCACAACAACAAAAGGAACUCUCUCAACUGAUGUAUUUUCUUUUGAAGACCCCACAAGAACUAUCGUUGAGGUUGGCUACUUGACCUUCGGCUGUUCCCAUGACACCAAGGCGCGCCUUAAGGGGCACCAAGCUGGUGUCGUAGGCCUUAACCGGCAUCCCAAUUCGCUAGUCUCACAGCUGAAAGUUAAAAAGUUCUCAUACUGCAUGGUGAUACCUGAUGAUCAUGGAUCAGGAAGUCGAAUGUACUUUGGAUCAAGGGCAGUCAUUCUUGGUGGAAAAACUCCAUUGCUGAAGGGGGACUACAGCCACUACUUUGUCACUCUCAAGGGCAUCAGUGUUGGUGAAGAAAAGGUACCCCUCCCAGAGGGGAUAUUCAAUAUAAACUCAACUGGGACAGGAGGAUUUAUAAUUGAUUCUGGCACAACAUACACAGUAUUAAGGUCUGAAGCAUACAAUUCUUUAGUCAAUACAUUGAGCAAUGCCAUACAUUUACCUUGGAGGAAAUACAGGCGAUUUGGAAUAUGCUUUGAGGGGAGAUCUGAUGAAUUGGCCUCAGCAGGGCCAGAUAUAACUUUCCAUUUUUAUGGUGCGGACUUCAUACUGACCAAGCAGACCACAUAUGUGGAAGUGGAGAAGGGGCUAUGGUGCCUGGCCAUGCUUUCGUCUAAUAGCACUCGGAAACUCUCUAUACUUGGAAAUAUUCAGCAGCAGAACUAUCAUGUUGGAUAUGACCUUGAAGCUCAGGUGGUUUCUUUUGCUCCAGUGGAUUGUGCCACUUUCUAGUAUAAACUUCUUUUGUAUAAGCUCAAAAAUGGUAGUCAUGGCAAGUG
Molecule: messenger RNA, 1381 nt
Organism: Vitis riparia (riverbank grape)
Lineage: Eukaryota; Viridiplantae; Streptophyta; Magnoliopsida; Vitales; Vitaceae
Product: aspartic proteinase CDR1-like
Exons: 1
Coding region: 3-1334 (443 amino acids)
Biological process (GO): proteolysis
Cellular component (GO): extracellular region
Molecular function (GO): aspartic-type endopeptidase activity
Source: RefSeq, a predicted model, not a curated record